AUGGGUUUGUGUCUUGAUCUUUGGGCUUUCUUUCGAAAGCAGCGGCGCUCAAAGCCUGACCUGCAUCCCAGCAACUCCACAAGCAGUCGCGACUCGACCAAGGGCCUGAGGAGCCUGUUUCCUCUGUCAAAACCGCAGUCCAAGACGUCAACAACAUUGGACGAGCAAUCAAAGGUCGAAAAAGGACCCCUCGGGCUAAGUCUUCUGUAUUGCCCAACAGAGCCCGAGAUCGACCUCAUCUUUGUUCAUGGCUUGGGCGGCAAUUCAAGAAAGACAUGGAGCAAGUCGUCCGCAGACCGGUCUCACUUCUGGCCUGAGGACUGGCUCUCCCAGGAUCCAGCAUUCAGAAAUGUCCGUAUUCAUAGCUACGGAUACGACUCGUACUAUUUGAAGGGAAAGGAGGACUGCUUGAAUGUUCAUCACAUUGGCAAGUCAUUCCUGGGUGCGAUUAGCAUCGCGCCGUGCAUUGCUAAUUCCAAGACUUACAUCGUCGUUAUCGGUCACAGUAUGGGUGGCCUGGUAAUGAAGAAGGCAUACAUCUUGGCGAAACAAGAUGCAGAACACAAAGCGCUGGCUGGACGCUUCGCCGCGUUCUAUUUCCUCGCUACGCCACAUCGUGGUGCCAACUCAGCAAAGAUGCUCAAGAACCUGCUCAAGAUCGCGUACGAUCGUACUUAUGUUGGCGAUCUGGAGCCGAACUCUGAAGCAGUCCAAGUGAUCAAUGACGAAUUUCGUCACUUCUCAGCUGACCUGGAGCUCUGGUCGUUUUAUGAAACACAGAAUAUGAAAUAUUUCAGCUCACUUAUUGUCGAUCCUGAGUCAGCCGUCCUUGGAUACCGUGGAGAGAAGCAAAUACCAAUGACUGCUGACCAUCGUUCAAUAUGCAAGUUUGACACACCUCAAGAUUCCAAUUAUAUACUCCUACGAGACUCACUUGCCUCAACAGUGAGCAAAAUUACUACGGCAAUUCCGGAGAAGAGGCAUGAGAAGAUCAAGGCACUCAAGGAUUACCUCCAAGUUUCCGAUAUGUUGGACGAUGAUCUAGCAAACGUUUGCGAAGCUCGGAUGCGCGGAUCGUGCGAGUGGAUUUCGCACAAAGACAACUACAUCAAAUGGAGGGACGGCGAAGAAGGAAAUGGCAGUACGUUAUGGAUCAAAGGCAGGCCUGCAACUGGGAAAUCCGUCCUGGCCGGUUACGUUGUCGAUCAGCUCAGGGAGUCCGGUCAGGCUUGCAGCUACUUCUUCUUCAAACAUGGAGACAGGUCCAAGGCCAACCUGGGUCGUUGCCUCCGACGUCUGGCCUUCCAGAUGGCGACCUUGAACGCUGAAGCCAGUGAUGCCAUCCUAAAGAUGCAGGCGGACGGUAUUUCUUUCGAUGGCGUCGACGAACGUACACUCUGGAGGAUCUUGUUUCUUUCUGGUAUCUUUAGGGCUACAAUGACUCGGCAAUACUGGAUCAUCGAUGCCUUGGAUGAGUGCUCAAACCCCCUGGUCCUUUUGAAGGCCAUUCUUCCCAACAUGGACGAGUCCAUACCACUGCGGAUUCUAGUUACAAGUCGAGAUACGGUCGAGUUAGAUCAAGGUUUCAUGGCCAUCCCACCAAACAUGGUCCAGGUUCUUCCAGUAUCGAUAAUGGAUACACAAUCAGAUCUCAGACUUUUGAUUGAAAGUCGGAGCCAAGCCUUAGCAAUCGCGAGACCUGAGGAUCGAGGCGCAUUGGCCGAGAAGAUUUUAGAUAAAUCUAGAGGGUCUUUCUUGUGGACUAUUUUGGUCAUCGAGGAACUUCAACGCUGCCACAGUAGAAAGGAAAUCCACCAGAUCCUUGAAGAUGUUCCCAGUGGCAUGAAGUCACUAUACAAGCGGACUCUCGACUACAUGUCACAAGUCACUCGAGGAAAGGAGCUGGCCAAAACCAUCCUGAUGUGGGCAGCAUGUGCGGUGCGACCAAUGACGAUUGGUGAACUUGAUGGCGCUCUGACCUUGGAUAUCCACGAUUCGUUCCCAAACUUGGAGGAGAGUAUCGCAACGCUCUGCGGUCAGUUGGUGAUCGUAGACAAGCAGGGGAGAGUCAAUAUGGUGCAUGAAACUGCCAGAGAAUUCCUAAUAGCUGGUGGAUUAGAGUCUGAGUUCUCCAUCGACGUAACUCAAGCUCACACUCGAAUGGCGGAGGUGUGUCUGAGUUACCUCGUGGGAGAUGAAAUGAAGCCUCCAAGGAACAGGCGCCGCCGUUCUUCAGCAAAUUUACCAACAAGACAAGAUUUCGCCAUCUAUGCAUACACAGCAUACCCAUACCACCUUUCAAAGGCUGAUCCAUUGGCGGCAGGGACAUUCCAGCUUAUCACACAGUUCCUGAAAUCCAAUGUACUCACUUGGAUCGAAACGAUUGCCCACUCCCAGAAUCUCACUCAACUCAUCCGUGCCUCCAAACAUCUCAAAGCCUACAUGAAUCGAUGUAUCGUUGAGCGCUCACCACUAGAUCCUCAGAUGCGGGCACUACGACAAUGGAGCAUGGAUUUGGCUCGGAUUCCUGCCAUGUUUGCUAAUGCCCUCACGGUAUCACCAUCAGCAAUAUACUCAUUGAUACCUCCAUUCUGUCCCACUGAGUCAAUGAUACAUAAAGCCGGGGGCUCAAAUCAGAGGCUCGCAGUCCUUGGUGCGUGUAAUGAGCAAUGGGAUGAUAGAAUGUUGUGCAUCGAUUUUCGUAAGGGUCAACCAAGGGCCUUGCGCUAUGGAGACGGGUUCCUGGCCAUCGCACUUAGCUCAGGGACUGUCGUACUGUAUUAUGUUGCAUCCUAUCAGGAGUACAAGGCCCUGGAGCAUGACGAAGCUGUUAACUUCAUUGCCUUCAAGACUCAAUCCGACUUCAUGGCAACCUGUGGUAUCAAGACGACCAAGAUCUGGGACCUCAGAACCGGGCAAGUGGUCCACACCCUCGUUAGCCCCCCACGUCCGCUGGGGAUGGAAUUUGAUGGAGAUACGCUCUUUAUUGCAAGUCGCAACAACUGCAUAUAUAGUUGGAAUCUGGGUCUUGACGUCCAGCCCGAGUCGGUGCGGAGGCCAUGGGGCGAUGCCAAUACACCAGAGACGAACCGAAUACCUCUACAGGGGGUUCCAUGCGCACUAACUCUCUCAACCAGUCAUGGCAUGCUUGCUGUCGCUUACAACGGUCAGCCCAUCAUACUAUGGGAUAUGGAAGAGGACACUUAUGCCGGUAGCUGCGGAAAGAAGCUCUCAAGUGGAGAGACAUCCACGCAUGUCGUCGUAGCGCUUGCUUUUAACCCCAAUCCUGACAUAGGCCUUCUUGCAGUCGCAUAUCUCGACGGUGAUCUCGCCCUCCUUGACCCUUGCACCGACCGGCAGCUGGAGUGCUUUCGUGCCAAUUGCCAAACCCUCUCCCCAAGCUCCAAUGGGCGUUUUCUUGCAGCAGGCUGUGCAAAUGGAAUCAUCCAUGUUUACGAAUUUGAUACGUUCAAACUCCUCUAUCGGGCCAAGUCAACCAACUCCUAUAUCAAGCAACUCGCUUUCUCCAAGGACAGUAUGCUGCUUGCCGAUAUACGAGGGAGUCAGUGCACUGCCUGGAAACCUGAAGCACUGCUGCGGGAGUCCCUGAGUGAUGACAGCAGUGGGCUUACUUCUGCGACAUUGAUUGAGACGGUUUCCAUGGAGGCGAAAGCCAAGGUCACUUCUAUCGCGGUCCAUCACACGUCCGCAGUAAUCUUUUGUGGGAAGGAUGAUGGGUCAGUCGUGCUGUAUGAGCGAAAAACAGCAGCAAGCUUGGGGAUUCUUUACAAGCACAAAUCCCCAGUUCGUCUGUUGACUUGGAUUGAAGAGAGAGAUUCUCUCCUUAGCGUCGACGUUUCCAACCGGAUCUUUUUGUACAGAAUCCAGAGGUCAGCGGACAAAGGCUGGCUCACUGAUCCAGCAGUACACUUCAAGACCCGCCUCGACUCUGGGAAGGCAAUCACAGACGUCUCAAUAGGAGAAGCCGCGGCUAAAUUCCUGGUGUCAACUCGCGAGUCUGAUCAUUUGUUCGACUUGAAUAACGGCAAAAAUGAGAUGGAGCGUACAUAUCCGCAAAUACCAGGCACCCGGAAAUGGUUCCCUCAUCCGCAAUCCUCCCAACAUCUGAUCUGCGUAGACAAUGUCAGAGUAUGCGCCUACAACUGGCGCGACAUGACUGAAGUCUCUUCAAUGACAUUUUCAUUAGACGACCAGACGGUAGAACUUACAAAUGCGACCUUGUAUUCACUUGGUCAAGAACACAGAAUCAUGCUCCAUUUGGCGCAUCCAAGAAGUUCCACAAAAAUCAGCAGAAUUGCUAUCAUCGACUUAGACCGUCUUUCCGUCAAAGGCAGCGACACUAGCUUCUUACAAAGGAAGCAACCAUAUGCUCUGGCGACGCUUGAUCAAUCUACCACUGAUGACGACAAGGGAGAUAUUGUCAAGCCGUCGAACCCGGCCGCUGUACCUUGUUCACGUGUGACUCAAUUCGAAGUCAACAUUGCUCAUGUCAUAGGAGUUGAUGACUCAAGCAAACUCAUAUUCCUGAACCAGUCUUGUUGGGUAUGCUCCGUUGAUCUCAGCGCCAGCGGGUUGGCGAUUACGCAGCGUGGAGAUGACCCUUCGAUAGAAGUCUUUGAGCACUUUUUCAUUCCGUACGACUGGUUUGCUGGAAAGAAAGACAUUAUUUGUACCUUGGCAAAGGGAGAUGUUGCACUAACUCGAGGUGGCGACCUGGCAGUAAUUAGGGGUGGUAUUGAGUAUAACGAGGCCGCAUUUCGUACGGUGGUCUGGACUGCUACGUAA
Messenger RNA from Fusarium redolens, 4806 nucleotides. Its product is annotated as WD40-repeat-containing domain protein. The record is from RefSeq and is a predicted model, not a curated record. Bases 1 to 4806 code for a protein of 1601 amino acids. The transcript has 2 exons. Gene Ontology annotation, molecular function: protein binding. Lineage: Eukaryota; Fungi; Ascomycota; Sordariomycetes; Hypocreales; Nectriaceae.